This is a messenger RNA of Pomacea canaliculata, 694 nucleotides long. RefSeq names its product C-type lectin domain family 4 member M-like. The transcript is spliced from 5 exons. Bases 80 to 481 code for a protein of 133 amino acids. NCBI's taxonomy places the organism in Eukaryota, Metazoa, Mollusca, Gastropoda, Architaenioglossa, Ampullariidae. The record is from RefSeq and is a predicted model, not a curated record.
UGACAGGAACCGUUAUCUGUGAAGAUAAAAGCAGGCUGACGAGAAGAGUAUUGAGUCUUGAGAGUUGAAGAGAAGUGACAUGAAUUCUGUCGUUUUAACGGCUUUUGCGUUUCUACUUUUACAUGAAUGCAGCGGUCAGACCUGCCCCAAUGACUGGACUUACUAUGAAGGGUCGUGUUACCUCUUUGUGAAUGACAACACCAACUGGUAUAACUCCAAGACCAUCUGUGAAACUCUUCGUUCCCACCUGGUGGAAGUGACUUCUGCUGCAGAAAACAACUUCGUCACCAACAUUGUGAAACUACACAGAGUUGAAAACAUUUGGUCAGGCCUGCAGGACUUUGCAGAGGAUGGUAACUUUGUGUGGUCGUCAUCACUACAGCCACCUGAUUACACCCACUGGCAUGCAAAUGAGCCUAAUGACUCCGGAGGUAGAGAAGACUGUGUAGAGUACUGGCGAGUGGAACGACCGACCAUGUGACGACUACAAGGGUUACCCCUUGUGUGAACAGCUUGCCGCCGGCGAGCCAGUUGGCUGAAGCUGACGUCUGCUGGAAAAGCAAGCAAAGACAACAGUUCGAGCUUGCAAUUUAUUGUGCAUUUAGCAAGUCUCCAAAAAUGAGAAAACUUUGCAUGUUUAUCUCAUCUCAGAUCUUACGGGAAAUGAAACAAUAAAAAUAAUACGUUGCGUGCA